ACCGGUGCAUGGCCCAUAAAAAUGGACAAACAUGUUCAUUGAUGACCAUAAAACUAAAGUUCCAAAAUGGCCAAUCCAUUGCAAUUUGCAUUAGUUUGUGAGUUUUAAGCCACAAUUUUCUUCGUGUCCUCUUCUGCUAUUCAGUUACCCUUACUCUUUCACUAAUUUGACUAACACUUUGAAACCAAACUAGUUACACACUUGCACGAAACAAAUUAAACAUUCGUUCAGAAAUUUAGAAGUUUAGAACUAUCACCCAGUUCAAUUUCUUCACCAAAAAAAAAAAAAAAAAGAGAUGCCUUUUCUUCCUGCUCCUCCAUUUGAUGAUUUUCGAGAAAAGAUAUCUUGUCAAUUGAGACCUUGGCAACGUUCUUUUCAGUUCUGGGCUCGUACUGCUGAAAUUUAUACUGGGUAUAAGGUAUUUCAAGCAAGAGUGAGUUUUGUGAAGGAUGUAAAGAAACAAGAGGAAAUGUGGGAAAGACAACAUGAGGUUGCUGCUGAUAAGAUUUACAAUAUGUGCUAUGAAAUGGGUGGCUUCUUUCUUAAGAUUGCUCAAAUUAUUGGAAAACCUGAUUUGGCUCCUGCUGCGUGGGUGCGACGGCUAGUGACACUAUGCGAUCAAGCUCCCCCUACACCUUAUGAGGUUGUUCGAAUCGUGGUAGAAAAAGAGUUAGGUGAAAGCAUAAGUGAAUUGUUUGACCAAUUUGAUGCAAAUCCUCUUGGUUCUGCUUCCAUUGCACAGGUCCACCGUGCAAGGUUGAAGGGCAACAUAAAUGAUGUUGUUGUUAAGGUCCAACAUCCAGGAGUUCAGGAGUUGAUGAUGACUGAUAUUCGUAAUUUGCAAGCUUUUGCUCUAUACAUGCAGAAAACAGAUAUUAAAUUUGAUCUCUAUUCCGUGACAAAGGAAAUGGAGAAACAGAUUGCAUAUGAAUUUGACUUCACAAGAGAGGCUGCAGCUAUGGAUAGGAUCAGGCAUUUUCUCUAUGAGAAUAACAAGAAGAGUCCUGUCCUGGUACCACGAGUUAUGAAGGACAUGGUCAGUAGGAAAGUAUUGGUGAUGGACUACAUUGAUGGUAUCCCAAUCUUGAGACUUGGUGAUGAAAUGGCAAAAAGGGGAGUCGACCCUAGUGGUCGGAUUGCAGCUGCAGCAAAGCAGAAUAUCCUUAAAAGCUUGGCUACAGCAUAUGGGCAGAUGAUAUUGAAGAGUGGCUUCUUCCAUGCAGAUCCUCAUCCAGGAAACAUUCUAAUAUGUAAAGGUUCUGAGGUUGCAUUGCUGGACUAUGGGCAAGUGAAAGAUCUCCCAGAGAACUUGAGGCUUGGAUAUGCAAAUCUAGUGCUUGCUAUGGCUGAUAAUGAUCCUCUAAGAGCAAUUGAAAGCUAUAGGGAGCUUGGUAUUGGCACUGUGAGCAAGUGUGAGAAUGAAGAAGAUGAAAUGCUGAAGUUAGCUCAGACUAUGUUCGACACAAAUCUACCUCCGGGAGUUACAAUGCUACAACCCUUCUCCGAAGGAUCCUCUAUUAAAAAGAUUUCGGUUGAGGCUUUUCCUGAAGAACUGUUUUCUGUUCUUCGAACCGUGCACCUAUUAAGAGGUCUAAGUGUUGGCAUGGGAAUGAAUUUUUCAUGUGCUCAACAAUGGCGGCCUAUCGCGGAGGAAGCUCUAUAUCUUGCUGGUCGACUUCAAGCUAAGGAUAUCAAGGAGAAACCACAAAGACAUGGCUGGUUCAGAAGGACAUUUCGCAGGCGAUAGUUGAUAGUAAUUGUCGGGCAGAUUAUGACUUCUACCUAUUCUUUGUGGCAGUUGUUUUGGGAGUAGACGUGGAACAGUAAAUGGCUACUUAUUUGAUUCACACAUCCUUUUUCAUUUUCUCUUGUUAAUGCUCCUUAUCCUUUCUCCUUUUUUUGGCAGAUUUUCAUGCCAUUUAUGUGAAUGUAAACAUUAUUCAUUGAUUUAAUAUAAUGAAAGGAAGAUGAAUGAAAAGCGGAUCAUUUUCUAA
Messenger RNA from Beta vulgaris subsp. vulgaris (sugar beet), 1994 nucleotides. RefSeq lists its product as hypothetical. Gene Ontology annotation, molecular function: protein kinase activity; ATP binding. NCBI's taxonomy places the organism in Eukaryota, Viridiplantae, Streptophyta, Magnoliopsida, Caryophyllales, Amaranthaceae. The record is from RefSeq and is a predicted model, not a curated record. Gene Ontology annotation, biological process: protein phosphorylation. The transcript is spliced from 12 exons. The coding region runs from base 296 to 1747 and encodes 483 amino acids.